Agrilus planipennis (emerald ash borer) is the source of this 695-nucleotide messenger RNA. RefSeq lists its product as uncharacterized. Gene Ontology annotation, cellular component: mitochondrial ribosome. The coding region runs from base 14 to 577 and encodes 187 amino acids. Lineage: Eukaryota; Metazoa; Arthropoda; Insecta; Coleoptera; Buprestidae. The transcript has 2 exons. The record is from RefSeq and is a predicted model, not a curated record.
AUUAUAUGUGCAGAUGUUAUCUAUGGUGCAGAUUAUAACCUCUAAAAUGAACAAAAGUCGGUUAUUUAUACAACGGAUUUUAUCCAUUAAAAACAAUAAUUUUAUAAGGAAUUACGGUUUAGAUGUUUACGAACCAGAUUAUUUAACUGCUCUUAAAUCUCCAAUCCCUUUGUAUAAUUGUGUGAAUGUCCAAAUUCGAGGUUACGAUUACACUGUUGUGGAGAAUUGCCAAAAACUUCUUCAUCAUAUUGCAAGAAGUAUGGAUAUUGAAAUUUCCGAUUCUUGGGCUUUACCUCCACAAAGCAUGCAAGUAACUACAUUUAAACCACUCAGUGAAAUAGUUGACACUCAAUAUAAGUUUCAAAUCUAUCAGCGUACACUUCAAAUGUUGGACGUCACUUCUUCCGUUUUACCAGUAUUUUUGAGACUUAUAAAAAGCAGUUUACCUGCUGGUAUAACGGUAGAAGUAGUUAAUCAUGAAGAUUUCCACGAAGAGAUCCGUUAUGUGCCAGAUAAGGAACUUUUAGACUUAAAGCAGCAACUGGAAGAAAUGGAAGGACCACCAAAGAAAAAAUAGUUGUUUUCUUAUAUAAAGACACUGCAAACUGUAUUCUUUUGCUUCUAUUUCUUCUUCAUGACACACUGCAACUAAAUACUUUAAAAUAGUUUCCAACAUGUUUUAACAGAACAAGUAC